Triticum turgidum subsp. durum (durum wheat) is the source of this 510-nucleotide messenger RNA. The record is from the annotation of a GenBank genome assembly. NCBI's taxonomy places the organism in Eukaryota, Viridiplantae, Streptophyta, Magnoliopsida, Poales, Poaceae.
AUGAACGGCCUCCUCGUGUCCCCGUGCACAAGGCCGCCCCUGCUCCGCCCCUUCCCGAGCCCGGCCACCCGUCUCCUACCCGCCAGAACCCUAGUUCUUCGCCCGCUCCGCCUCCCCCGUGGCGUCUGUGCGUCCCCUCCUCCCCCGCGCGCCGCCGCCGCCGCUGCGUCUGCAGUGGGCGGCCUUCUGGCGCCGCUCGAGGUUGGCCUGCGCAGCAUCAACCUCGCGCCGCUGCGCCCGCCGGUUGCGGCGGCCAUGUCGGCGGCCGUGCGCUGGCUGGGGGUCUACCGGGAGGUUCUGCUUGUCGGGGUGCUCUUCUCCUGGUUUCCCAACAUCCCCUGGGACCGCCAGCCCUUCUCCGCUCUGCGAGACCUCUGCGACCCUUUUCUCGCCCUCUGCCGCGAGGUCGUGCCGCCCGUCUUCGGCCGCAAGCUCGAUCUCAGCCCGCUCGUCGCCUUCAUGGCGAUAGACAUCCUCAUCAUGAUCCUUCGCCCACAGCCACGCAUGUGA